Molecule: messenger RNA, 306 nt
Organism: Stylonychia lemnae
Lineage: Eukaryota; Ciliophora; Spirotrichea; Sporadotrichida; Oxytrichidae
Source: the annotation of a GenBank genome assembly
AUGCCACGGGAAUCACCACCACCACUUUGCGAGUCUGGCAGAGAGAAGCAAGAGCAGAAGGAAGAAUUGUGCCCGGAGAUAACAGAACCAGUGACCAGUGGAGUAGCGCAGACAAGUUCAGGAUAGUGCUGGAGGCAGCAGGUUUAAGCGAAAGUGAACUCUCUGCUUACUGCAGAAGAAAAGGUAUCUAUCUGGAACAAGUCAAAGAAUGGCGUCUGGCUUGCGAGCAAGCCAAUGAACCAUUGGUGCAGACCAGGCAGAGCGCUAGUCAAACCAGACGCAUCAAUGAACUUGAACGUGCGCUGA